Molecule: messenger RNA, 694 nt
Organism: Cryphonectria parasitica EP155
Lineage: Eukaryota; Fungi; Ascomycota; Sordariomycetes; Diaporthales; Cryphonectriaceae
Exons: 1
Source: RefSeq, a predicted model, not a curated record
UCUCGAGUCAGCUCCGAGCAAGCGAAGUCCUCAUCCCGCUGAUGACGAUGGCCCCAAUACGCCCACUGACCUGCUUCCCUCCAAACAACAGCUGGACUGUGUCGAUGCAGAGGCUGAAUCUAAUGCCUGCCACCACCAGGCGCCUGAAGAACCUCCGGGAUCCACGAGAGAGGAUCGUCGAUGGCGACCUGAUGAGAGACUCCACGACGAAAAAGAAGACAGGCCGGCCGCCGCGUCAGACCUCCGCCGGGUCUUUUCCUUUAUCGCGGGCGAUGAUGCCAGGUUUUCUCUGGCCUAUGAUGACCAAUGGCCCUUGCCUAGAUCAUCCGUCACAGAUGGUGGAGGUGGCGCCGAUCAGGAUACGAAGUACUUGGGGACUUGGAGACAUCUGUUGCGAGCGACUAACAAGCUUGAACUGACCUCAGGGUAGCUUAGGAUUGUAUUCUUUUUUCUCUUACUUUUAUUUCUUUCUGUAAUGAAUGAAUGAAAGGGUACACAGAUGGACCCCAUUAUCGAAGCGAGAAAUCGUUUAGGGGCGUUGCCAGUAGAUGGGAUACAUGGGGAUUGACUUUUCCUAGUUCCUUGGAGUUCCCAGACAUCAGAAUCAGUCAAUGAUGGAAUUGUAUUAUUAUAAGGUCACGCAGCGAGAGCAAGUCUUUAUUAUCAUAUUGAAAUCGACAGUUAGUCCACCAUG